GCGUCGGUUCGGUGGCGGUGUGGAGAGAUGGAAGCGGAGAAGGCGGAUGCAGAUAAGACUCGCUCUCACUGUCCCCAAGACUAAGGACGCAGAUCAAACGAUAUUUUCCUGUUUUGUUUUAUAUAUAUAUAUUUUUUUUCCUGCCAAUGUACUAUGAUCUCCGUCGUGCUCGCGGACACCACCCCUCCAAACGCAUCAGUCUAUCUCUGAGCUGUCAAUCAUAUCACGCCGGGAUUUCUACAUGUGAGUGCAUGGCGCGCCGGGCAAGGCGGAUCUGCUCACGGGGUGAAAAAACGCCGGUUAAUAUGGACGAAAGGUCAACCGUCAUCUCAUCAAUUCAAUCUCUCUGAUUAGCGACACUGUCCUAUAGCGUUGCCCAGACCACAGAGCAGGGAAGAUGAUGUGCGAGGUGAUGCCGACCAUCAGCGAGGGAGACACGGGUGGUCCUCCCAGAGGCACCGGUGGCGUCCCGAACGGCUCAGACCAGGAGGCCAACUUCGAGCAGCUGAUGGUCAACAUGCUGGACGAGAGGGACAAACUGCUGGAGUCCCUCAGGGAGACUCAGGAGACCCUCAUUCAGUCUCAGACUAAACUGCAGGGGGCGCUGCACGAGAGGGACGUACUCCAGCGGCAGAUCAACGCCGCGCUGCCUCAGGAGUUUGCCACCCUGACGAAGGAGCUGAACAUAUGCCGGGAGCAGCUGCUGGAGAAAGAGGAGGAAAUAUCUGAGCUGAAAGCUGAAAGGAACAACACCAGGCUGCUGUUGGAGCACCUGGAGUGUCUGGUGUCUCGUCACGAACGCAGUCUGAGAAUGACAGUGGUGAAGAGGCAGGCACCUCCUCCAUCUGGAGUCUCCAGCGAGGUGGAGGUCCUCAAAGCCCUGAAGUCGCUGUUUGAACACCACAAGGCUCUUGAUGAAAAGGUACGUGAGAGGCUUCGGGUGGCUCUGGAGAGGGUGGCCACCCUGGAGGGACAACUAGCAAAUACCACACAAGAGUUGAACAUUGUGAGACAAAGGAAGGACGGUGACUCAGUGGAGCGAACAGAUGGAUCCAAACCUACAUGGAAGAGACUGCCCAACGGCUCCAUAGACGCCCACGAUGAAGGCAACCGGGCGUCGGAGCUUCAGGAGCUGCUGGAUCGGACCAAUAAGGAGCUGGCCCAGAGCCGCGAGCACUCUACCACUCUCAGCGCCCGUUUGGCCGAGCUCGAGGCCGAGCUCGCAAAUGCACGUCGAGAACUGAGCCGAAGCGAGGAGCUGUCACUCAAACAACAGAGGGAACAGAGAGAGAGGGAGGAUAUGGAAGAGAGAAUAACAACAUUAGAGAAGCGCUACCUGGCUGCUCAGCGGGAGACCACACACAUCCACGACCUCAACGACAAACUGGAGAAUGAACUGGCCACCAAGGACUCACUGCACCGACAGAGCGAGGAGAAGGUGCGCCAGCUGCAGGAGAUGCUGGAGAUGGCGGAGCAGAGGCUGGCUCAGACCAUGAGGAAGGCCGAGACACUGCCAGAGGUGGAAGCUGAACUGGCACAGAGAGUGGCUGCACUUUCCAAGGCUGAGGAGCGACAUGGCAACGUGGAAGAGCGGCUCAGACAGCUGGAGUCACAACUGGAGGAGAAGAACCAAGAGCUAGGAAGGGCUCGUCAGAGAGAGAAAAUGAAUGAGGAGCACAACAAGCGUUUGUCUGACACCGUGGAUCGUCUGCUCACCGAGUCCAAUGAAAGACUGCAGCUCCAUUUGAAAGAACGCAUGGCUGCCCUGGAAGACAAGAACUCCCUUAUUCAGGACCUCGAGAACUGCCAGAAACAGCUUGAAGAAUUCCACCAUACCAGGGAACGGCUGAUCGGAGAGAUUGAGAAGUUGAGAAAUGAGAUUGACCAUUUGAAACGCCGCAGCGGGGUGUUUGGCGAUGGAACCCACCCUCGGUCUCACCUGGGUAGCUCCAGCGACCUUCGCUUCUCCGUGGUGGAGGGCCAAGACGGCCACUACAGCACAACUGUGAUCAGGCGGGCACAGAAGGGCAGACUGUCUGCGCUUCGGGACGACCCAAACAAGGUGUGCGCGGUCUUUGAACAGGACUAUCCAUCUCUGCGUGGGAGCGUCAGCCAUCUCCUCGGCAGCGACAUCGAGGCAGAGUCAGACCUGGAUGAUGACGUUAGCUCGACCCUGCUUUCCCCCAGCGGCCAAUCAGAUGCUCAGACUCUCGCUCUCAUGCUGCAGGAGCAGCUUGACGCUAUCAAUGAAGAGAUAAGGAUGAUCCAGGUGGAGAGGGAGUCAGCAGACCUCCGCUCUGAUGAGAUUGAAUCUCGCGUGAACAGCGGCAGCAUGGACGGACUCAAUGUGACACUUCGACCCCGGGCCCUACCCACCUCCGCCACUGCCCAGUCCCUGGCGUCAUCCUCCUCCCCGCCCACCAGUGGCCACUCCACACCCAAACACCACUCACGCAAUGCCAGCCACCAUCUAGGCAUCAUGACUCUGCCAAGCGACUUGAGGAAACACCGCAGGAAAGUAGCAUCUCCUGUGGAAGUGGACAAAGCUACUAUCAAGUGUGAGACAUCGCCUCCCUCGUCCCCCCGCAGUUUACGGCUGGAAACCAAUUUUGCCCAGUUCACGGGCAGUCUAGAGGAUGGCCGAGGUAAGCAGAAGAAAGGCAUCAAAUCAUCCAUUGGCCGAUUGUUUGGGAAGAAGGAGAAGGGUCGAAUGGAGCAGACUGUUGGCAGGGAUGGACAGCCCCUACCAGCCUUAACAGACUUUGAGAUGGGCAUUGGUGACACAAUGACUCUUGGAAAACUGGGCACACAGGCUGAGAGGGACCGCAGGAUGAAGAAAAAACACGAGCUUCUAGAAGACGCCAGGAAAAGAGGCCUGGCAUUUGCCCAGUGGGACGGCCCUACUGUCGUCUCCUGGCUAGAGCUGUGGGUGGGUAUGCCGGCGUGGUAUGUGGCAGCAUGUCGUGCCAACGUGAAGAGCGGAGCCAUCAUGUCAGCUCUGUCAGACACAGAGAUCCAGCGGGAGAUUGGCAUCAGCAACCCUCUACACCGACUCAAACUCCGCUUGGCCAUCCAGGAGAUGGUCUCCCUCACCAGCCCGUCUGCACCACUUACCUCCAGAACGUCCUCCGGAAAUGUGUGGGUGACUCAUGAAGAGAUGGAGAACCUGGCUUCCUCCACUAAAGCGGAGAAUGAGGAGGGAAGCUGGGCACAGUCAUGGUCCAUCCACACAGGUGUUUUCACUUCAGGACUUCCAGACUGUACUCUGGCAUAUGGCGACAUGAAUCAUGAGUGGAUAGGGAACGAGUGGCUGCCCAGCCUCGGUCUGCCUCAGUACCGCUCAUACUUUAUGGAGUGUCUGGUGGACGCACGCAUGCUGGACCACCUGACCAAAAAGGACCUGAGGAGCCACCUCAAGAUGGUGGACAGCUUCCAUAGGGCUAGUCUGCAGUAUGGGAUUAUGUGCUUGAAGAGGCUCAAUUAUGACAGGAAAGACCUGGAGCGCCGGAGAGAGGACAGCCAACACGACAUGAAAGAUGUGUUGGUGUGGACCAACGAGCAGGUGAUCCACUGGGUCCUGUCCAUUGGUUUGAGGGAGUAUAGCGGCAACCUGUUGGAGAGCGGCGUACACGGAUCGCUCAUCGCACUGGAUGAGACCUUCGACUACAGCAGCCUAGCGCUCAUCCUGCAGAUCCCUAUGCAGAACACACAGGCACGGCAGGUUCUGGAGAGGGAGUUCAACAACCUGUUAGCCUUGGGGACAGACCGUCGACUAGAGGAGAGUGGGGAUGACAAGUCAUUUCGACGCUCUCCAUCGUGGCGCAAGAGGUUUCGGGCACGUGAGGGAGGGGCGGGGCUGGGGAUGAUGGCGGGUUCCAUGGAAACACUGCCUGCUGGCUUCCGUAUGCCCUCCAUGUCCAUGCCACCCUCUGUGAAUUUGAUGCCCAAGAAACAGCUCCAGCCUGAAGCUCCUCCCCCGGCGCCCCCGAGACUCGACCCCUCGGCUGUGCGGACCUAUUCAUGCUAACUUCUCUCUGCUUACUAACAGGAGCGCUAAUGCUAACAGUGCAUUCUCAUUACCUAUACGGACACAUGCUUGCGGCCUUUUGAGAGUGAUAUGCCAAAUCCGGAGAGGGAGUCCUGGGUGCAAUCGAGGCGGGGAUCUUCGCCCCUUUGCUGCCCGGCCUCACCUCCCACCUUUCACCUCUCACUUCUCCUUCGGACACGUGCAAUACAGAGGUCAACUCUGACCUUUGAACUCUGAGAGUGCUCAUUGGCUGUGCUCGCUGCUGUAAAAGGAGACUCAUCCCUGUCUCUCCCAGUUUACCCCAGUGCUCCCAGUAGCCUUGUUGUUGUGGUGUUGUGCUCCUGCUCCCCUGGUCUCAGCUGUGGGUUCUUGUCCUGGUUCAAAUCUCUCAACAUGGCCAAGUCCAAACCAAUCCUCCUGUGUCAUCCCGUCCUAGGCAACACAAAAGUUGUUUUGUAAAAAAAGAUUUCAAGGGAUGGUGGCAAGUCGUUGAUUUGGACUUAGGAAUUAUGAAUACUUGUAUAAAUGGCAGAUCCCACUGCACAUUGCCCCUCUACCGGUUAUGCAAGGUAUUACUCAUUUAUCGUCUCUGUACAUAAAAUGGAUGACUUAUGUUUUUUAUAGAAAUAUUAUAUAUAUAUAUAUAUAUAUAUUGGAAAUAUAUAUGGAAAAUAAUAUAAUAUCAUUGCUGUAUGAAACCCAAUGCCCUGUAUUCGAUAGUGACUGUUCUCUCUCUCUCUUUCUCUUUCUUUCUCUUUCUCUUUCUCUCUGUGUCGGACCUUUGUGUGUCUUUUGCCGUAUGCUGUAAGUGUGUGAAUCGUUAGUGGGUGGGUCUCACUAAGGAGGGGGUGUGUUUCUACAAGGACUCUUCACAGGUUCAUGGGUCCAAUUUCAGACUUGUCUCUAGGCCUCUUCUCCUGUUCUUUCCUUUUUCCCUCCUCCUCUUUUGACACUAUGUAGCUGUUAUCUCUCCUCUCUUCGCCUCUCUCGCCUUCAGUAUGACACUAUGUAGCCUAGAAUAGAGAGAAUUCUUUAAUAUGAAGUUUGAGUCUGUGUCUGUGUGUGUGUGUGUGUGUGUCUGUGUGUGAGCAAACGAAUCUCUCUGCUCGAGACUUGUAGAGAAGCUGCGUGUGAAAGGCCGACCCCAGCCAUGUGACCAUGACUUCUCUCUGUGGGUGGGUAGUGUGAACACUUUAGCUCCUCUCUGUUGACUCCUGACUUUCUCUCAAAUCAAACCGUGAACUGCUGCUCAACAUCAGCCAAUGAUAUACACGUAAAACUGUUCAAAGUGACGGACUCGUCUAAUCCUGCUCCGUCACCUCCCAUUUCUUUGCCAUGGAGACGUGCCAGUGAGCAGCCAGUACUCUCGGCCGACAAACUCCUCAUCCAAUGAGAACACAGCAUAUGAACCAGUGAAGUACUGGAUGGGUGUCCAAUCUUUUAUUUUUUAUUUUUUAUUUCACAGUUUUUUCCAAGGUGUCUAAAAGGUGUAAUGUGCUAUGUGGCAGCUAUGAGUACUGUGUCUUUAUUCCAGGUGUGAAACAAUGCUGACAAAUCAAGAUUUUAUUAUUUGGCUAUUUAAAAAAGUGAACUGUAUUUAUGACACUAUAUAGACAUAAGUAAAGCUGUUUUUUAAAGAUU
Messenger RNA from Micropterus salmoides (largemouth bass), 5668 nucleotides. It is a transcript of the gene ppfia4, whose product is annotated as PTPRF interacting protein alpha 4. Lineage: Eukaryota; Metazoa; Chordata; Actinopteri; Centrarchiformes; Centrarchidae. The record is from RefSeq and is a predicted model, not a curated record. Gene Ontology annotation, molecular function: protein binding. Gene Ontology annotation, biological process: synapse organization. Gene Ontology annotation, cellular component: presynaptic active zone. The transcript has 32 exons. The coding region runs from base 398 to 4027 and encodes 1209 amino acids.